AUGGUAUGCUCAACUCCAGGAUUACAGAAAAAUGCUGCUUCCAAAUCCGAAGAUCCGGAAUCUGAAUGCGGAGCUGUUUCUACUCAGUCUGAUCAUACCGAAGCUACUAGGACAGAAGCGGUGCAAAGUGAUGAGCCUUCUUCUUUAAAAGCUGAAGAAAAAGACAACAUGGAGCUUCAAAGCCCACCUCAAAAUGGAAGUGAAAAAGAUCCGAGUGUUGAGGAAAAUGGUAAUGAGGAUGAAGAAUCGGUGGAGCCUAUCGACGUCAGUAAUGAGAGUCAAGUUCAGGUAGCAACUGUACAUCAAUCCAUGCCCAAGACUACUCUCCCUAUCUCCCUAGCAACCGGUAAACCAACAGUCCGCAGCGUCAUUGCCAGUACAAGUGGUGCCUCCGAGGUCGCGAAUACGGUAUCGUCAGAAUCUUCGCCACCACCACCAACACCUCGCCUUUUAUCUUCUCCUCCGACUACCUCAACAAAAUCUCCACCCGCAGACCUCACUGAUCUUCUCGAGCAUUCUCUCGGUUCCUCGGUACCCCUGCUCAAGGAAAUUUUCUUCGACUUUGAGGCUUUUCUUGGAAAGACCCUUAUUGGAUCACAUGGACAGGAUCUUCUCUUCACAGGUGGUCUCAAUGCCCUUCGCAAUUCCUCACUUGCAGUUGAGAUUGUUAUGCUUCUCUGCUCACAGGAGUGGCAAAACUCCCUUCAAAAGCACGCGGGUUUAGCCUUUAUUGAGCUUGUGAACGAAUGUCGUCUCUUAGCUAAGGCGUCUCGCGAGCACUUUAUAAGUGUUGCUCACGAAGCUGACUUUAUUCUAGCCAAA
This is a messenger RNA of Rodentolepis nana, 822 nucleotides long. The record is from the annotation of a GenBank genome assembly. NCBI's taxonomy places the organism in Eukaryota, Metazoa, Platyhelminthes, Cestoda, Cyclophyllidea, Hymenolepididae.